UAUUCUGCAGUUUAGCCGCUUGUUUGAACCAACUUUGGGAUUCUGAUGUACCUGUAAUCAUUUCAAUGGGAAACAUGAACAGGAUAUUGAUGACCUUUUGCUUGCUUUGGCCUCCAUGGGGUUUGAACUUGAAGACUGUCAGAUGGCUCUAGAAGCAGGCAAUAACACUUUGGAAUCUGCAGUAGAAUGGUUGGUAGCAAGAAGAUCAAAUCCAAGCAAUUGUGUUUCUAAACCUGGUCCUGACCCAACUGUUGAACUCAAGGUUUCUUGUGAAGAAGCCUCUAGUGCACCAAGUGAUAUGACUCAGUUGUUGUCCACUUUGUCAAGCCGCUAUACAGUGAGUGAGGAACAUCAAAAAGCUAAGGAACAGUUUAUAGAAAAGGAGAGAGAAACUGCAAGGAUGGAAGCCAAGAGGAGAAAACUAAUGGAGAAACGAGCACGUCAGGAAGUUCUUCAGCAAAUAGCUGCAGACAAAGUCAGUAGGCAUCAUAAGAAACCAAAAUCAACUGGACACCUCAUGAUGAGUCAGACAACAAAUAAAAGCAGGGAGCCUAAUGAAAGCUCAAAACAAAAAAAACAGUGUUUGAUUCAGAUAAGAAGUCCAUCUGGUCAAGUGCAAAGGCAGACAUUUCCCUCAGAUGCCAAACUCCAAGAUGUUGUGAUGUUCAUCUGUAUCCAGUACAAUCUAAAUUCUGCCAGCUUUGAACUUUUGCAGCCAUUUCCACACAGGUUGUUUAGAGCCACUGAAAUGGAUUGCACAUUAGUUGACCUUGGGCUAAGUCAUGGUGGUUCCCUUGUGGUAAAGAAGACAAAUCCUCCUCAGGUGUCCUCCACAUCCAGUGAGGGCCUUGCUGAGGUAAAUCCUGAAAAUUCUUUUGAAGCAACACCGGGCAAGAGAAAUGGACUUAAAGAUACUAACAGACUGCCAUCAGACUCUGAUCCUGACCGGCAAGAUGCCAACUGCUCUCAUGGAAAUGACAAUAGAGUUGACAUUGAUAAUGUUGAUGAUGAGGGACAGGACAUGGCUCCUCCAUUGUUUGACAGAAGUCCUCCUCCAGAGUUAGAUGAUGCAAUCAGAGCGCCUUUACAAGGACUGAAUCCAAAUGUCCUCGGUAUUGGAGGAAUGCAGAAUUUCCCUGUGAGAGGUGGUGGUGGUCAUUUGUGGGGGGAGGGGGUAAGGCUUGGUGCUGUGGAACAUAAUCCACAUUCUAUAGAUCCGGUGUUAAGGGCGCAAACCCCAGGGAACCCAGGAGAGUCUGCCGCUAAGAGGUUGGAGAUGAGAGAACAACAAAAGAUGCAACCAGAAGCAGGUCUCAGUAGAGUAAGUCAAGAGGAAUUGCCAGUUUUACAUCGUGAGGUUCAGCGUCUGGAGGACUUGUGCAUCAACCACAUCAGCCACCGUCUCCCUGGAAAUCAGAGCCCCCUUGCAUCCCUUGGCAUUUUGCCACAUGGCCUGUGUGACAGGAUUAUGACUCAUCUGAUGAAAAUCAAAGCUCUCACACCAAAGACAAUGCAGGCUUUCAUACCCUGUGGGCUGCGGCAUGUGAAACUAGAUUGCUAUUCAUUGGUGACAAAUGAACUUCUGACAGCACUCAGACUACACAGAAAUCUUACUCAUCUCAGCUUGAAAUCUUGCCCUCUAAUAACAGACAAAGCAUUGGAAGCUGUUGGAGUCCUUAAGAGGUUAAAGUCUCUUAAUCUUAGCCAAUGCUCUCAGCUCACAGACAAGUGCUUUUUCCACAUAAAAGGACUUUCUUCACUAAUUACAUUACAGAUGGACAUGACAAAAACAACUGACAGAGGUGUUUGCCAUUUUCUGGAGAAUGCUGCAUCAUGUCCCAACUUAGUCAAUUUCAGUCUUUGUGGCACGGCCAUCACAGAUAACAGCUUAGCUGCAAUGUCUGGUCUCAAAGCCCUGAAGAUUCUUGCUGUUAGUAAUACAAAGAUCUCAUCUCUAGAGGUUGUUCAACACCUUCAUCUGUUGGAGAAUUUGAAUGUUUCACACUGUUCUAUAUUACGUGAUGACAGUUUGACAGCUCUGGAAAAUCAUCCAUCACUUUUGUCUCUCAAUUUACUCUCAUCAAAUAUCUCCAACAAUGGACUCCGUCAUUUGCAAGGUCUGAAGUUGUCAACUUUAAAACUACCAAACAGAUUGACUAUCACAGAUGAAGGGCUAUGCAAUAUUCAAGGCCUCUCGUUAGUAUCACUUGACUUGUCAGAUUACAUUCAUGUUACAGACCUUGGUGUCCACUCAAUAGCAAACAUGACAAGACUAACACAGUUGUCACUUAGCAAUACCAAACUGACAGAUGAAGGAAUGAAAAGUCUUGCAGCUCUGAGGGAACUUGAAGAACUGGCUUUAGAUAGAACAGCGAUAACUGACGAAGGUUGUACAGUUCUAUCAAAUUUCCAGCAACUUAGGAUUCUUGGUUUGUCGUCAACAAGAAUAAGCAACAAGCUUCUGUUAAAUGGAGCAUUAAACCACUGCAAGGUUCUUUCAAAACUGAACCUGAGUAGAACCAGAGUGUCAAACAAAAGAUUGUCCAACCUUGUUCUGCCAUUACUAAGUCAAGUCAACCUAGAUUGGACAAGAGUGACUAGUGAUUGCCUUACACUUCUCACAGGUUGUCCUUCAUUGAAAGCCUUGAGAACAAACAAUUGCACUCCUCCAUCACCAGAUUCUGAAGAUUCAGAUGAUGAGCAGGAACAACAAUAAUUACUUUUUGGUUGAUGAGAUGAAGUAUAAAGGGGGAAAAAUUCAACUUUUUUUUGCUGUGCUCCUACACUGAGCAAAACGCUCUGUUUGGAUUGCAAAAUAUUCUGUGGGAUCUCACUUCCAUCAUUUGUUUUUUAAAAUCAAGAGAAAUGAGGAAUUUUCAUUUUAAAGUUUCAGGCCGCUAAAAACCACAGACUUCAUCCACGGCAAAUGUUGUUCAGUAUGUUUAGUCAAGAUCACAAAUUAAAAGUUGAAAAAUUUGUCUAAAUUAUAAUUAUGUUGAAGUUCUGUGGCAUUUGGUGUUUUCCUAAGGGAUCAAAGUCAAUUCAGAAAAAAUAAUUAUUGUAGUUGUAUAUUUUCAAAGUGGCAGAAUUGAAGAAGUCAAUAAACUUAAACAUGUUACUUUUU
Messenger RNA from Stylophora pistillata, 3124 nucleotides. RefSeq lists its product as uncharacterized. Gene Ontology annotation, molecular function: protein binding. The record is from RefSeq and is a predicted model, not a curated record. NCBI's taxonomy places the organism in Eukaryota, Metazoa, Cnidaria, Anthozoa, Scleractinia, Pocilloporidae. Gene Ontology annotation, cellular component: SCF ubiquitin ligase complex. Gene Ontology annotation, biological process: SCF-dependent proteasomal ubiquitin-dependent protein catabolic process.